Molecule: messenger RNA, 1094 nt
Organism: Brachypodium distachyon (stiff brome)
Lineage: Eukaryota; Viridiplantae; Streptophyta; Magnoliopsida; Poales; Poaceae
Product: transmembrane protein 136
Exons: 5
Coding region: 206-919 (237 amino acids)
Cellular component (GO): membrane
Source: RefSeq, a predicted model, not a curated record
UUAAUUCGGCAUGCUGCAGCUCUGCGCACAUGCCAGCCACGCACGCCCCAAUUAACAGCUUGCAUAUACACACAUACACUUCGCGUCGUGGACUACCAAACUCGAUAAAUCAGCCAUUGUUUGUUCCUACUCUCUUCUUGCUACGGCCAUCUCCGGCGGCCCGAUCUUGAUUGAUAUCUGGCCAUCUGGGAGCCGGGGGAUCGGAAUGGAUACGGCGACGAUGGAGGAGUACUACGGCGUGGCGAGCUGGGUGGUGUCCGGGGUGGCGUUGUGGUCGACGGCGUUCCUGGCGCUGCGGGCGCUGCUGCCCAAGCGCUCCUACGACUUCUGCAACCGCGCCGUCUCCACCAUGCACGCCGUCGCCGGCGUCGGACUCGGCUGCCUCUCCGUGCAGGACUGGGCUUCCCCCGUCUCCCCAGUAGCAUCCCCCUCCUCACCGCGCCAGAUGAGGGCGUUGGCGGUGACGCUGUCGUACAUGAUCUACGACGCGGCGUGCUGCCACCUCAGCGGCGACGCCCGGCUGGACAACGCCCUGCACCACCUCAUCAGCAUCGUCGGCCUCGCCGCCGGCCUCCUCUACCGGAGGUGUGGGACGGAGCUGGUGGCGUGCCUGCUGGUCACGGAGAUCUCCGGCCCGCUGCUGCACCUCCGGGAGAUGCUCAAGGAGCUCGGCAUCAAGGACACCGACCUCAACCUCCUUGUCGAUAUUCUGUUCGCGGUGACCUUCUCGGUGGCACGAAUGGUUGGUGGCACCUACGUCACGUACCGCACCGUCACGGCAGACAACCCGAUCCUCAUCAAGACGAUGGCAACGAGCUUGCUGCUGGUAAGCGCCUACUGGUUCUUGAGGAUCCUCAGGAUGGUCAGGCACAAGCUCGGGAAGAAGAGGCCGGCGAAACUGGCCGCCAAGGCCAAGUGACGCGCGUGGCAAGAAUUAAUCGAUGAGGACCUCUUAGCUUCUGCAGGGAUGCUACUGUAGCAAUGCCACUAAUUUCUUGGUUUGGCUUAAGACCACCUUCCUCAGACAAUUAAUGGAUGUGUGUACUGUAGCAAAUUAAUCUUAUUGGUGUGUGUACCAAUGGUUACCUUGCCUC